Molecule: messenger RNA, 582 nt
Organism: Pipistrellus nathusii (Nathusius's pipistrelle)
Lineage: Eukaryota; Metazoa; Chordata; Mammalia; Chiroptera; Vespertilionidae
Source: the annotation of a GenBank genome assembly
AUGCCCGUCUGGGGGUGCGGAAACAAGUGCGGGGCCUGCGGGAGGACCGUGUACCACGCCGAGGAGGUGCAGUGCGAUGGGCGGAGCUUCCACCGCUGCUGCUUUCUGUGCAUGGUUUGCAGGAAAAACUUAGAUAGCACAACAGUGGCAAUUCAUGAUGAAGAGAUCUACUGCAAAUCUUGCUACGGAAAGAAGUAUGGGCCAAAAGGCUAUGGGUAUGGCCAGGGCGCUGGCACCCUCAACAUGGACCGGGGCGAGAGGCUGGGCAUCAAGCCAGAGAGUGUUCAACCUCACAGGCCGACAACAAACCCCAACACUUCGAAGUUUGCUCAGAAGUUCGGAGGUGCUGAGAAGUGUUCCAGAUGUGGGGAUUCUGUGUACGCCGCUGAGAAGAUCAUCGGAGCAGGAAAGCCCUGGCACAAAAACUGCUUCCGCUGUGCCAAGUGUGGAAAGAGUCUUGAAUCAACAACUCUGACUGAGAAGGAAGGUGAAAUCUAUUGUAAAGGAUGCUAUGCAAAGAACUUCGGGCCCAAAGGAUUUGGCUAUGGCCAAGGAGCAGGAGCCCUUGUUCACUCUCAGUAA